AUGAUGCCCAUUCAAUAUUAGAGACAACUGUCAUAGAAAUCUAGGAGAACUCCAGUCUCAACUAACAGUAUAUAUUUAUAACACCUUCAUCUCUAUAUAUCACACUUUUAUAUCCUAUUUUUAUAUAUACAAUAUAGUAGGAUUGGAUUCACUGUUACACUAACGAAUAAUUAUAGACCUUGUAUAAAAAGAGUCAAAUUAAUCUCCUGGAAACACAGCCUUGAAAUUAUAAAAGCACAGUAGCUUCACACUCAAACCUAAUAGAUUGCCAUCCCUUAAGAUACUUAAAGAUUAUGGACUUACUGAGGAAGAGAAAGGAACUUAUGGAGAUAGGUAAUUAUUGGGUUUCGACAAGCUUGAACUCUUAGGAAGGUACAUCAUAUAUUUAACUCUUUUCAGGGGAGGAUUUGCAUUAGUCUGGUUGGCAUUGAAAGGCAAUUAAAAGAUAGCAUUGAAAUAAAUAGCAAAACCACAAUAAAGUAAAGAGGCAAAAUUCAGUUACAUCAAAUCAGAAAAUAUAGUGUAGAUCAUGGGAGUGGAACAUUCAAAUAAAGAUACUUGGAUUAUAUAAGAGUUGGGAGGUAAACCAUUAAGUAAAGUGCUUUACACUAUGAAAGGGGAAUUCUACAAAGGAGAAAGAGUAUAUGCAGUAUAAAUAAUUAUAUAUUAUAGAUAAGUGAGACUUAAUAAUUGUUAGAUAUGUAUGAACAUCCAUAAAAACUCAUUGAACUUAUGUAUGGAAUUCUUAAUGGAAUCUCAUGUAUAAAUGAUAAACAUGUUACACAUUUUGAUCUAAAACCAGACAAUAUCUUAGUUGAAAAUAAUAUACCAAAGAUUAUAGAUUUUGGAUCAGCAUUUUCAAAUGAAGAUAAGGAUUAAUUUGGAAUGAUUACACCUGAAUACAUGGCUCCUGAAGCCCUUGAUAUUAUGCAUAAUUGGACUAAAUAUUCUAAUCAAUACAACACUUAAAUUGAAGCCCUUACUCAAAUGCAUGGGACUCCAAAAAUCGACGUUUGGAGUUAUGGUAUUUUUAUAAACAAAUAAAGGGGCAAUAAUACUUGAUAUAUUACAUGGAGUUCCUAAUUGGUUAUCCUAUAAAGGCAAAAUUAUGAGAUAAGGAAGACCCUAAAUUAAAUAUGGAUUAUUUGCUGUCAAAGGAAGAGAUUUAAGCAAGUAAAUAGAUAUAGUUAUAUAUUAGAAUCAUAUAAAAAUAAUAAUAAUUGCAAUUGAAUUAAGUUAUAAGAUAGAAUUGCAAUUAUCUAUCAUUAGCCAAAUAAAAUUAACUCCUAGAUUUACUAAAACAAUGUCUAGCCUAUGAUCCAUCUUAAAGAUCUGAAGCCAAAGAAUUACUAAAACACGAAUUCUUUAAUUAAAUCUGA
Paramecium primaurelia is the source of this 1379-nucleotide messenger RNA. The record is from the annotation of a GenBank genome assembly. Lineage: Eukaryota; Ciliophora; Oligohymenophorea; Peniculida; Parameciidae.